CAUUCAGGGAGUCCCCCGGGUGGCCCGGGCGGUACCCGGCCGUGGCCGCGUCCCCCUCCGCGUAGUGGCGGAGCCGUACAGGACCUGUUUCACUGCAGGGGGAUCCAAAACAAGCCCCGUGGAGCAGCAGCUAGAGCGACAGCAGCCGCAAGACAUUGUUUCUCUCCCCCUGUCCCCCCCCUCCCCACGCAACCCCAGAUCCAUUUACACUUUACACUCUGGACUUCUGUAGGAGCAUCUUGCGGCAAGUCAACAGGGUGGCCCGUUCAAGCUGCAGAUUGCCUGUCUUCCUUGCUCAGCAGCCUCCUUCUCCACGGGGUCUCUGCAUAGUCGGCCAGCACGCCGAGCCUGUGACCGCGUCUCUGAAGCUUCGGCAAGAGUUCUCUUGCGGGCCAUGAGCAGGACAGAGAGGACCCUGCCCUGCACUGGAGAGCUGGCUAAACCAGUGGUUUUUGGUUUAGGCAUCUUACAUUGAGUGUGUCUACCUCCACCCCUUCUCCUCAAGCAAAUUUGUGUGAAAAGAUCUGCUCGGGAGGAAGCUACUGCUUACGGUUCUCUGUUGAGAUGAAAGCACAUGGUUCAGUUUUCCAAAGAAAUUAGACCAAAAUUUUCUCUGUGAAAGGAAACCAGCCUGCUAUUGGCAGAAGGUAUAUCUCACCUCUCUGUGAAAGGAAGAAGCGUGCGGGAGCUCAGGAGCCAGCUGCUGCGGGGAGUUUCCAUGGUGAAGUGUAGCCGAGGCUACCUGGGCACCGCGCACAGUGAAUGCUGAUCCGGAACUACUGCCACUGGCCUAGGGAACCCACGGGGAGAUGAUUCCCCAUGAAGGGCCUGGAUCCCCUACAGACAUCAAAUGUGACUUUCUCUUUAUCAGACUGAAAUCAGAGCCAGUCAGACAGUGAGACUCCACCGUGGAGGGGGGACUGCGAAAAAUGAAAUCCAACCAAGAGCGGAGCAACGAAUGCCUGCCCCCCAAAAAGAGAGAGAUCCCCGCCACCAGCCGGCCCUCGGAGGAGAAGGCCACUGCCCUACCCAGCGACAACCAUCGUGUGGAGGGCGUGGCAUGGCUCCCCAGCACCCCUGGGAGCCGGGGCCAUGGGAGUGGACGGCAUGGGCCAGCAGCGACUUCGGGAGAGCUUGGUUUACAGCAGGGAAUGGCUUUGCACAAAUCACUGUCCACCGGGCUGGACUACUCCCCGCCCAGCGCUCCCAGGUCCGUCCCCACAGCCACCACACUGCCCACAGCCUACCCUCCCCCGCCGUCUGGGACCCCAGUGUCUCCUGUGCAGUACGCCCACCUGUCACACACCUUCCAGUUCAUCGGGUCCUCCCAGUACAGCGGGCCUUACGCUGGCUUCAUCCCCUCACAGCUGAUCUCCCCAUCUGCCAACCCUGUCACCAGUGCAGUGGCCUCGGCUGCGGGGGCCACCACACCAUCGCCACGCUCCCAGCUCGAGGCUUACUCCACUCUGCUGGCCAACAUGGGCAGUCUGAGCCAGGCGUCGGGACACAAGGUUGAACCCCUGCCACAGCAGCACCUCGGCAGGGCUGCAGGGCUGGUCACCCCAGGGUCCCCUCCACCCAGCCAGCAGAACCAAUAUGUCCACAUUUCCAGCUCUCCACAGAGCUCGGGGCGGGCAGCCUCUCCUCCCGCCAUCCCCGUCCACCUCCAUCCCCAUCAGACGAUGAUCCCACACACGCUCACCCUGGGGCCCUCCUCCCAGGUGGUGGUACAGUACAGCGAUGCCGGGGGCCACUUUGUCCCUCGGGAGCCCGCCAAGAAAGCCGAGAGCAGCAGGCUUCAGCAGGCCAAGGAGGUCUUGAACGGGGAGAUGGAGAAGAGUCGACGGCAUGGGGCACCAUCCUCCGUGGACCUGGGUCUGGGCAAGCCAGGCAGCAAGUCAGCGCCUCACCCAUAUGAGUCCAGGCAUGUGGUGGUCCACCCCAGCCCUGCGGAGUACAGCAGCCGCGAUCCCACGGGGGUCCGGGGCUCUGUGAUGGUCCUGCCCAACAGCAACACACCGGCUAGCGACUUGGAGGUCCAGCAGGCCACGCAUCGGGAAGCCUCCCCCUCCACCCUCAAUGACAAGAGCGGCUUGCACUUAGGGAAGUCUGGCCACCGCUCCUACGCGCUGUCCCCCCACACGGUCAUCCAGACCCCACACAAUGCUUCGGAGCCUCUCCCCGUGGGCCUGCCAGCCACGGCCUUCUAUGCUGGGACUCAGCCCCCUGUCAUCGGCUACCUGAGCGGCCAGCAGCAGGCCAUCACCUACGCGGGCAGCCUGCCCCAGCACCUGGUGAUCCCUGGCACUCAGCCACUGCUCAUCCCCGUGGGCAGCCCGGACAUGGACACUCCUGGGGCAGCUUCGGCCGUGGUCACGUCAUCGCCCCAGUUCGCUGCAGUGCCUCACACGUUCGUCACCACUGCCCUGCCCAAGAGUGAGAACUUCAACCCCGAGGCCCUGGUCACCCAGGCUGCCUACCCAGCUAUGGUGCAGGCCCAGAUCCACCUACCAGUGGUACAGUCGGUGGCGUCCCCUGCUGCGGCCCCACCCACGCUGCCACCCUACUUUAUGAAAGGCUCCAUCAUCCAACUGGCCAAUGGGGAGCUGAAGAAGGUGGAGGACUUGAAGACGGAAGACUUCAUCCAGAGCGCGGAGAUCAGCAGCGACCUCAAGAUCGACUCCAGCACAGUGGAGAGGAUCGAGGACAGCCACAGUCCUGGCGUGGCCGUGAUCCAGUUUGCUGUGGGUGAGCACCGAGCACAGGUCAGCGUUGAAGUCUUGGUAGAGUACCCUUUUUUUGUGUUUGGACAGGGCUGGUCAUCCUGCUGUCCGGAGAGAACCAGCCAGCUCUUUGAUCUGCCAUGCUCCAAACUCUCUGUUGGGGACGUCUGCAUCUCGCUCACCCUCAAGAGCCUGAAAAAUGGCUCUGUGAAAAAGGGUGAGCCGGUGGGCCCCGCCAGCGUCCUGCUGCAGCACCCAAAGGCCGAUGGCUUGGCGGGCAGCAGACACAGGUAUGCCGAGCAGGAAAACGGCAUCAACCAGGGAGGCACCCAGGUGCUCUCUGAGAAUGGAGAACUGAAGUUUCCAGAAAAAAUAGGAUUGCCUGCAGCGCCCUUCCUCACCAAAACAGAACCCAGCAAGCCCACGGCCACAAGGAAGAGGAGGUGGUCAGCGCCGGAGUCCCGCAAACUGGAGAAGUCGGAGGAUGAGCCACCUUUGACUCUUCCCAAGCCUUCUCUCAUUCCUCAGGAGGUCAAAAUCUGCAUCGAAGGCCGGUCUAACGUGGGCAAGUAGAGACCGUGUGGGCAGCGGAGGCCUGACCCGCCUUUCCCAUCCGUAUCCAGAUUACUGUACUGUAGGCUAAAUAACACAGUAUUUACAUGUUAUCCUCUUACUUUAGGUUUCUGUUCUAACCUUGUCAUUAGAAGUACACAGGCGUGUUGCAGGAGACCGGUGCACAUGCAUUGUCUGCCAGUGUCUGCUGGAGAGCGGGCAGGUGGAGGGGGUCCAGGCGUCCUGGGUGGUCGUGAACCGCAGCCCCAGCACCUGCCUUCCCCAGCAGUGCAGAGACACCCGAAGGGUCGAUUCCCACUGCUUUCAAGUGCAGGUUCAGUGGGAAGGACCCGAAGUGGUGUAAAGGUGCCAUGGUGGCGAGUGAGGGUCUCUGUUUCUUUGCCUCCCUCUGCCUUGCUGUCUCACUCUCGGGAUUGGGGUCCUGGGUUUCCCACGUGCAAAUACCAUCGGGAACCCAACUUCAAGGCAUUAUAGGGAAGUGUCAGAUGGCAGAUAGAAAGCUGUUUCAAAGAACAUUUUUAUCUCCAACAUAUUUUACAAUAAAAAGCAACUUUUAAUCAUAUAGAUAUAUAAAUAUAUAUAUUUCCCCCUAUGGGGCCUGACUGCACUGAGAUUUUUUUUUUUUAAGAGCAACUGCCACGUGUGGGAUCUCAUUUCUGCUUUACUAGUCUAGUGAUGUCGCCAGAUGUCAUGGUGUGCAGGGAAGUCCCGUUCACGUCACUCCUGGCCGGAUCGAUGGCAGUGGGGCUGGGGGGCAGAGAGAACCCCCCACGCUGGCUCCUGUGCAUUGUUAGGAAAACCAAUCAGGUCGCUGCAUUCACCCAGUAGCUCCCGAGCGGAAAGGGUAGCAGCUUUCCCGUGAGAGCAGCGGAAGCUCUCCGAGCUGCGGGGGCAGCGGCUUUGUCUUUGAGCUCUAGUACUGUUUCUAGUUCAUGACCAUGGACAAUUUGGGUGCCACAUUUUGAUUUUCAGAUUCCAAUGUGACGUGGGGAAUUAGAUUUUGAUGAUACACAUCCAUUACUGUCCAUGAGCACUUGAGAUGCUUUCCACACUUCAUGACCAAGCGUCUUGGUCCGUCAUUCAACUAGUACUGUAUCUCAGUUUAAACUCUGUGGGAAGAAAAUUUUUAAAGAACUAAGUUGCUUUCGAUUUUUUUUUCUCAACACUGUAACUACAUUUCAGCUCUGCAGAGUUGCUGGCGAGCCAGCUAUUAACAGUUUCACUGAGGUUUAAAGGGAUGAAUGUGAAUUAUGAACAGUAUGUGACAAUAAAUGACCACCAGUACUACCUGACAGGAGGCACUUGUCACUUUGAUGUUGGAGAAAAGAGUUAAAGACAUCUGCAGAGUUGGCAGAGAGACUGAGAGAAAAGUCGUGGAGGAAAAGAGACUCAUUUUUGUCCAGUGUUUAUAAGAUGAACUUUUAAAGAACCUUGCAGUUUGCACAUCUUGAGUUUAUAAUUUGUGUGAUAUUCCUGCAGUUUUUAUCCGAGAACAUUGUGGGAAAGGUUUGGGGGAUUGAACGAGCAUAAAUAAAUGUAGCAAAAUUUACUUUCUAACCUGCCUAAACCCUAGGCCAUUCUUAGAAGGUUCUGUUCCUUUCAGAAUUCAUUUUGGUCUUUCUGCCACAUCUGUCCAUGAAAAGCCAGGUCUUAGCAGGACAACUCUGAGAAUUUUCUUCAGAUUCAUUGAGAGUUUUUCCAUAAAGACAUUUAUAUAUGUAAGCAAGAUUUUUUUGGAAAAAAAUAUUGUUAAUGAUGUUAUUUUUAGAAUGAUUUUUUUUUUCUAUUUGAAAUCAAAUCAAAAUUUAAUGUUUGGUACAAACCCAGAAACGGUAUUUCAUAAGGUUUAAACUUUUCAUUCCCAGAGAUCCGAAAUAUCAUUAAUGGGUUUUGAGUGUAUCUUAAAAGUGCUUUUAAAAAGACGUUUUAUAAAUAGGGAGAAGUUUUCAAUAUUCUUACUUGGAUGGCUAGAACUAACUUAAUAACAGUUAUUUAAUUUUUCUUUUACCACUGAAAAGAGCACUGCUUCCAUUUCACAAACGGAAAAAAAAAAACCCUCCUAACAUCAGCCCAUAUGUCGACUUCCUAGCAUUCAUUCACAUUUACCUCU
Molecule: messenger RNA, 5406 nt
Organism: Jaculus jaculus (lesser Egyptian jerboa)
Lineage: Eukaryota; Metazoa; Chordata; Mammalia; Rodentia; Dipodidae
Gene: Atxn1
Product: ataxin 1
Exons: 9
Coding region: 930-3296 (788 amino acids)
Biological process (GO): negative regulation of transcription by RNA polymerase II; nervous system development
Cellular component (GO): nucleus
Molecular function (GO): protein binding; RNA binding
Source: RefSeq, a predicted model, not a curated record